AUGAGUGGACAGUGGAAAUGUCACCCACCCGGUGUACAGCUGUACACCGAGACCGGCAAAAUCACCAAGGGCGGCGUAAUUUUGCCGGUUUAUCGCUGUGCACGGGGCUCCACAUCCUUGGAGUCAUUCCACCUCAACCGGUUCAUCCCAGGUACCAGGGCAAAUGCCAUGCAUUUCCAGGCAUUCCUGUUGGAUGGACUGGUGAGGUGGAACGAGGACCGUGCACAUGCGGCAGUGGAGGGAAAGAACAGGCAGUCCCUGCUCUCCUACAGUGGCCACCUGCAGCACAUCCUUAACCUGAGCAGCCAAAGGGUGCUUGGCAAGGAACAGGUUAAGGACUACUCCAAGCCUAGCGAGUACACGGGGGAACUCCUCGGAGUGGAGUACCUGUACUCGCAGACUGGCAGAGUGUUGCAGGAUGUCAGCGCGGACCCUGACCUUACGGAAGAGGCAGCCGCCGUCGAGCAGCUCGACGGCUUUCAGGAGGAUGUGGACCCGACAGUCCACAUCCCUCAUGUCACACCUAUGAGCGCCCCGUCCUUCAGCUCAGCGGCACCUCUGUCAGGGGAAUCCGCUGACGCACCCAGGUCUGGGCCAUCCAGUCCCACCGCCCCUGAAGACGGAAGGGGAGACUAA
Messenger RNA from Salvelinus fontinalis (brook trout), 636 nucleotides. RefSeq lists its product as uncharacterized. The transcript is spliced from 4 exons. The record is from RefSeq and is a predicted model, not a curated record. NCBI's taxonomy places the organism in Eukaryota, Metazoa, Chordata, Actinopteri, Salmoniformes, Salmonidae. The coding region runs from base 1 to 636 and encodes 211 amino acids.